Ipomoea triloba (trilobed morning glory) is the source of this 1221-nucleotide messenger RNA. RefSeq names its product ribosomal RNA-processing protein 14-C-like. NCBI's taxonomy places the organism in Eukaryota, Viridiplantae, Streptophyta, Magnoliopsida, Solanales, Convolvulaceae. Gene Ontology annotation, cellular component: nucleolus. The record is from RefSeq and is a predicted model, not a curated record. Gene Ontology annotation, biological process: ribosomal small subunit biogenesis; ribosomal large subunit biogenesis. Gene Ontology annotation, molecular function: DNA binding; RNA binding. Bases 72 to 1061 code for a protein of 329 amino acids. The transcript is spliced from 2 exons.
CUUAUAAAAAAUUAUACUCCCUACACCCUUAAUCAAACGCAACAUUGGCAGCUUCUUCCUCUCUCGGACAUAUGAAAACGCACAAGUGUGUCGCCAUGAUCUGCGUCGACGCGGCGGCCACCGAUGCCGGAGCUACCGACCUGAAAGCACUAAUGCACGAGAACAGCGUCUUCUUUGACAAGUUGGUAAAUGUCAUCCCACCCAGAUUCUACCUACCGAGCGACGACUCCAAGCCAUGGUUUCAAGGCUUGUCCAAACCCAAAAAGGCCUCUCUCAAACGACAGUCCAGGGAGAACCUAAAACUCGCCCGCCGUAACCGCCUCGACCCGGAGAACAAGAUCGCCCAAUCCUCAACUCUCCACCUCCUCAUCGAGAACCAGAAAAUUGCAGACGAUUCAUACAAAGAUAAACCUAUCGAUUUCGGCGAAGAUGAUGGUAACGACAAUGCGGAUGAUCGUUCGGUUACCUAUGAAGAGUUGUGGCAGAGGCUCCGGAGGAAAAUCGAAGCCCUUCGUGCUAACAGAGAGAAAUCGGAUGAAAAUUUGGUGAAAUCAGAAGGGAAGAAGCGAAAGAGGAAUGAUGAAAAGACGAGCAAUGGGGCAAAUUCGGGGAAUAUUCUGAGUGAAAUUGAAUUUGGGAAAGUAAAGAUUGGGGACGAUGACGAGCAGGGGAAGAAGAAAAAGAAGAAGAUGUCAAAAGCUAAAGAAUUGGAGAGGUUGAAGAGGUUGGAAGAGGUAAAGAAGGAGAAUCCAAAGGUGGCUGAGAAACAUUCUUGGAAAGCUGCAGUGGAUAGGGCAAUGGGGGUGAAGGUCCAUGAUAUCCCUAGGCUUUUGAAAGAGAGUAUGAAGAGGGAAAAGAAAAGAAAAGAGAAGAGCAUUAAAAAAUGGAAGGAAAGGGUGGAGAGUAGGGAGAAAUUGAUAGAGGAGAGACAACAAAAGAGGAGGGAGAACAUUUCAGGGAGAAUCCAUGAGAAGACAAUGAGCAAAAUAGCUAAAAGGGAGAAGAAGCUUAUGAGGCCUGGAUUUGAGGGACGGAAGGAGGAAUUCAUUACUAAGGAUUGAAGUUAAUGUGCUUAUUUAGCAUUCUCACAAUUCACAAUAGAAUAGAAUAGAAUAGAAUACCCUUGUGUUCUCCAUAAAAAUGGCUUCAUGCUUAUUUAUUUUGAAUAUCAACUUUGCUUUUCAUUACCAACUGUGCUUGUGUUAGUGUAACAUUUAUGCA